Molecule: messenger RNA, 1377 nt
Organism: Parastagonospora nodorum SN15
Lineage: Eukaryota; Fungi; Ascomycota; Dothideomycetes; Pleosporales; Phaeosphaeriaceae
Exons: 4
Coding region: 1-1377 (458 amino acids)
Biological process (GO): transmembrane transport; carboxylic acid transport
Cellular component (GO): plasma membrane
Molecular function (GO): carboxylic acid transmembrane transporter activity
Source: RefSeq, a predicted model, not a curated record
AUGCUGUUCUCUGGUCUAGCAUUGGGAUCCGACGGCUACAACGCUGCUGUCAUGAGUAAUCUGAACCUUCUCCUGACGGUCAUCUAUCCCGAUACUCUAUCGAAAGACAUGAAAGCACGACUUUCGAACGCUUUCUUAAUCGGAAUGAUAGUUGGCAUGGUCGGGUUCGGUGUCGUGGUAGAUCAACUUGGGCGCAAGACUGGAGCGGUUCUUACCACUCUUAUUCUUGUCUUCGGUAUCGUGCUGAGCACUGGUGCAAGUGGAACGUCACCAUUAGGCAUGUUCUGGAUGCUUGUAGUCGCUCGAGGCAUUGCCGGUGUUGGUGCUGGAGGAGAGUACCCUGUGGCUGGUGCUGGUGCUUUGGAAGCAUCCGAUGAAGCAGGUCACUUCAGAAAGCGUCGAGGUUUUCUCUUCGCUAUGGUAGCUGACCUUUCAGCUGGCUUAGGCUACUGCUUCGGCGCCCUGGUUCCUCUACUGCUCCUACUCUGUGUCAAUCAAAGAGUCGACAAGUACCACAUUGUCUGGAGAACAGCUCUUGCACUCGGUGCUAUCCCUCCACUUUCCAUCUUCUACUUCCGCAUGCGCAUGAAGGUCUCAACCGCUUAUCGCAAGUCAGCGCUUCACAAACAAAGGACACCGUACGUACUGAUUGUAAAGAUGUACUAUCGACGACUUUUUGGCGCUGCAAUGGGCUGGUUCUUGUACAACUGGAUCUCCAUUCCCUUCGGCAUCUUUGGAAGCACUAUCGUGUCGCGCAUGAACCCUGAAAACUCGCUGAUCCAAAAUUUGGGUUGGGGUGUCGUUCUGAAUGCUUUCUACCUACCUGGUCCGUUUAUUGGUGGUUAUUUGUCGGACAGGAUUGGCCGCAGAAAGACGCAGUGUGUGGGGUACACUCUCCAGGCUAUUCUGGGCUUCGUUCUUGGUGGUGCUGGAGUGCAGAUUCAGACAGUCUUCCCGUUGUUCAUUGUGCUAUACGGAAUUUUCUUAACACUUGGGGAAGUUGGUCCAGGAAGCACUGUCGUUAUCACGGCUACUGAACCUUUCCCGACCUCAGUCCGCGGCCACACCAUGGGCUUCAUCUCAGCCUUCUCUAAAGCUGGAGCUGCGAUUGGUACUGAAGUUUUCUCCGCUAUCAUGGCCUCAUACUCAGAUCCGAACAAGUCAAACCAGGUCGCAUUUUUGGUGGGAUCAGCUUUCGCUGUCCUAGGUGCCCUAAACGCCUGGUUCGUCCUUCAAGAUGGAUCAAAAGUCCUUGAUAACGAGGACGAGAUCUGGAAAGAAUACCUGGUCAAAAAUGGUUGGGAUGCUAGCUGGGGUGACCAGGAGACUGAGGAUCCAAAGCUCACUCGAAACCAAGAGCUUCUUCCGACAUCUUGA